CGAACAGUUGCACUGUUGCACAAACUCAAACAGAAGGUGCGAACUCAAAGAUUUAGGAGUGCCCAGACGCGCUUGACUUGCAUUGCGUAAACGGUACGCCAUGAAUGUGGACGCCGUGUUGUUGGUAGAGACGGUUAAUUUCGCCGCUGAAAAGCAUCAAAACCAGCGUCGUAAAGACCCAGAACAAACUCCCUAUAUUAAUCACCCGAUCGGAGUAGCAAGGAUUCUCAGCCAUGAAGGUGGCAUCACUGACAUUGUGGUAUUACAAGCUGCUCUUCUUCAUGACACGUUGGAAGACACAGACACAAAGCCCGAAGAGCUAGAAACAAAGUUUGGACCGACUGUUACUCGCAUUGUUCAGGAGGUGACAGACGAUAAGAGUCUGCCCAAACAAGACCGGAAGCGUCUACAGGUGGAACAUGCGCCCCACUGUAGCCACCAAGCCAAACUGGUCAAACUGGCAGACAAAUUAUACAACCUCAGGGAUUUGAACCGCUGCACACCUAUCGGUUGGACGGCAGAGCGGGUCCAGCAGUAUUUUGUGUGGGCCUGUGAUGUUGUAAAAGGCCUGAAAGGUACCAACUCAGUUUUGGAGGGGAAGCUGGAGGAGUUGUUCAGACAGAGAUGUUUGAAAUAAAGUGAUUUAUUUCCUA
Messenger RNA from Syngnathus typhle (broad-nosed pipefish), 653 nucleotides. It is a transcript of the gene hddc3, whose product is annotated as HD domain containing 3. The coding region runs from base 101 to 637 and encodes 178 amino acids. NCBI's taxonomy places the organism in Eukaryota, Metazoa, Chordata, Actinopteri, Syngnathiformes, Syngnathidae. The record is from RefSeq and is a predicted model, not a curated record. The transcript has 4 exons. Gene Ontology annotation, molecular function: guanosine-3',5'-bis(diphosphate) 3'-diphosphatase activity.